GAAACAUGGGAUCCCCACUGACACGCUUCCCAAAUUCACUUUUUUGGUACUCACCCGAUACGGAUACAUACUAGUACGCAACCACGACGGGGAAAGACGAAGCAAUCGAACGGAACACCGUGACGGGACCAUGACCUCCUUCAUCCCAAAACCCAACAUGGAUCAUGGCAGAGGAAAUGGAGGCUUUCACCUCGACUCUUUCUGUUUCCUUCAUUAUUCUCCUCCUCCAUCCCUAGAGAUAGAGGUACCCUGACCGGUAUCCCUUCCCCCCCCUUCAACCUUCGACUUAUUGUUCAUUCUGCUUUCCCUUUCAGCCUCAGAGCAUCACCCGUCGUCACCAGGGGCUUCGCUGUGACCAGUGCCUCAUCAUCCCGUCACCACCAUUCCAUUGUCGCCAGAAAAGGUCACGGUGGACGUGUGUGCAAGGUAGAGAGGAAACACGAACAACAACGGACAUCCACGGCAACGACCACGCCCGCAUUACCUCGAUCGCGAGAACGACUGGACACGACACGAUACGACACGACACGACACGGACCCGGGCCCGGGUACCAACGACUCGAAUCUUCCCCCUUUCUUCUUCUUCCCUCCAUGCUAUAUCCUGUUCUUUGCCAGUCCAGGGUGUCAUUCCAGCAGCGAAGAGGGUCCUCCACAGACAAAGCUUCAUUGCGUCCAUCUUGAUCCGAGCUUGUCCUGUCGCAAAGGGAGGCGUUCUCCAUAAAGGACUACGGUCAAAGAAGCGACACACCACUUGGCCCGGUACAGUACCUGAAUCAGGAAGCUCGUUUCCUCGAUCCGGUUAACGACUUGCGACCGGAGCACUUUGGAAGUUGCCUCUGAGCCAUCCACGCGCGACGGCGCUAGCCCUUUCGCGCCUGCCUUGGACUGCCGGCAAGAGCACGUUCGAAUUCGAUAUUGGAAGGAGCGAUAUACAAGCUACAUUCACCAAGACCCUUCCUGUCCUCGAUCUCCGCAGUCCAGUUUCAAAUUGCCAAAAAAAACAGACCACGGCGGCAGAGAAAACGAGAAGGAAGCAAUUGCCGUCCAGGCGUCACCAUAUGCGGGGGUUCCUUCUGACCUCAGAGUUCUGAUCCAGAUUUGAAAGCCAUAUCGUCAAAUCAACUUCACCAAUUGCUCACUUACAAUCACUGGUGCAGUAGUAACUUGUCGUCGUCGGACUUUUUCCCCCCCACCACGUCAUAUCCGCUGUUUCCCCCGCCGUAAGAAGGAGUUUUCUCGCGGCAUGUAUCUCGCCAGGACGCGGUGUCAGAACCCUCUCCCCUCCUCGUCGCCCUUCUCAAGUCAGCAUCAGUCUCCUGCCGAUCGGUGGACAACCCAAUCACUCGUAUCUGGCUGGCGUCGCUACGGAAACCUCAUCAAGAACUCAAAUCCAAGCAGUGCCGGUGGUCUUCAGACGCCGCCAUACGACAACGACAUGGGUACCACAUACCAAGUGCCGAAGUUGACUCCCUCCUACGAACAACAUAGGUCUUACACUCAUCCAACUCUGCCGGCACUUUCCAGUUGUAGUGCUGUGUCCCAAAGGCCGCCUCGAGAUUUGGCCCACAUGUUUAACAACUCCGAGUCACUGUGUUCUUACUCGGACACACAGUCACUUUACCUUCCCAACCCACAGCAAUGGUCGACUGCCGCUUCGUCUACUAGCUCGAAUUCAGGUUCGGCACAGCGAGGUUAUGCCCAGCAGCAUCAGCAAUACCAACAGCGGCAGCACCAGUCACGGCAGCAAAGUCCACCGCGGCAGCAACGCCAACAACAAUACGUUUCGCAGAAGCAACAGCAGCAGUACCAGCAGCAGCACCAAUCACGGAAGCCAUCUUCACAGCGGCCCUCAAGACCGCCCUCACCCAGCCCCAUCAGACGAGAACAGGAGAUCUCGAAGCGGGAUGCCGCCAUGGCACUCCACAGCUUGCAGGUUCCGGCAUGUAUCAGUCCCAAAGGCGGAAGUCUCUCGGAUUUGGUGGCCGAUCUGACAGCGCUGUUUUGGUUCGAAACUUCAAAAGUACUUGAGCGGGCCGCGACAUACGAUGCCCUUCGUCCAGGUGCCGCCCCUGUACGACGGAUCGAGGGACCCGCCAUCGCUUGCCCCAACUUCAAGAAAUGGGUCCACAACCUCUUGUCGACUACCCAGGUGACACAGAAUGUUAUUCUUCUGUCUCUCUUGUACAUCCAUCGACUCAAGGUUCUGAACCCCAAAAUGCAUGGGCUCCCAGGCAGUGAGUAUCGGCUGCUUACGGUCGCGCUGAUGUUAGCAAAUAAGUUCCUCGACGACAACACAUACACCAACAAGACGUGGUCUGAGGUGUCCCAGCUUUCGGUGAACGAGAUCCAUGUUAUGGAGGUUGAGUUUCUGGGAAAUAUGCGAUACAGUCUUCUGGUCACCGAGAAGCAGUGGGAAGAAUGGCUGGUUAAGCUGGCUAGAUUUCGCGAAUAUCUGGAGCGAGCGCGACAAGUUUCUUCACCAGCAGAUCUGUUGGCACCGUCACCAAACGCCCUCCCCGUUUCGGCUUUGCCCUCUCCCACAACAGGCCAGCACUUCCCCUCACCACUGCAGCCGACUCUGGCCGGACAGUCACCAAGCGCGAGUUUCUAUGCGAAGCAGAGCUCUGGCCAAGGUUGGCCGACCCAUGCCGCCGGCCAAACCCCAAUCUGGAACCCGGCAAGCACACCCUUAACCCGAAAGAGGAGCAUGCCAGAGUUUGAUCUUUUAGAGCCGCCAGCUAAACGUCGGACGCCGUUGAAGCCGUACGCCUCCUCAGAGACCCUAUACCCCACAGUAACGGUACCUGAAGCCCUCAGAAAUUCUCGAGAAUUUGCCUGUGCACCGCUUCCAUCGACGAGCGAGAUGGCCUUGAAACAAGCGCGCUUGUCGGUGUCAAACUUGACACUGAACAACGCUCAAUCAUCCACGGCAAACACGCUCCCGGGUGAAGUCUAUUCCCGCGUCAGCUACGCACCGGAGAGCAUGAUUUCUUUGCCUCCCAUCCUUUUACCUGCUCCGGGCAUGGCUGCGACCUACGUCAACUCCACGUCGGCGGCUGCUCCCAUGCCAUCAAUCUUGCCGACCAGCGGCUCUGGUGUCUCGCCGUCGACCGUCGUUGCAGCUUCGACAACGGCUCACCCGACCUCUCAGUAUGCCUUGUCUGCGAACCGCCUACAGUCUCAGCACAGCCUGACCUCAAGCGGGGCUUAUCUUGGCUCAUCUCCCAUCGGCGAGCCGCUCAUACAUACUCCGAUGUCGGCAAGUUCUCCUUCCAACAUAUAUCUUCAACAGCGGACGAGCCCGUACAGACCGGUCCGACAUGCCGAAACAUUGCUUCAUCCCCCGCCAUCGGCCUUUCUCCAACAAUACCAUCUUCCGAACCCGAUUCCUCCGCCUCAGCUACACUAUCAACCGCUUGGGCGGCGGAACGAGGUGCGCACGGGCAUUGUUCCAGAAUUCGCCAUGCCCAAUAGUGGGUUGACAAUGGCCGGAGCGGGUCGGUAUCAGGAGCCUAUCCCUGCCUUUCGUCAAUCGUUUUCGUUGCCUUUACGGGAUAUUCCGCCGGCAACAUCUGCAUAUUCACAGCAACCAAGGCGUUAGCAUGCAAUCUUAGGCAUAUUUAGUUCACGAGGAUGAUCUUUCUUUUACGAAUGCAUUGACUCCCUGUACCAUCAUGUUUUGCCCAUUGGCCGUUACUCUUUUUUCUUUUGCAUGGUUUGCAUUGCACCGGCGUUUAUAUUGGUUGUGUCAGUCCCUAUUUAAUUGCAUCGUAUCUUUCGGGAGCGACAAGCAAAGGGCGCUGAGGUCACAGCGCGGCUAUCUUAUGACCAUCUCGAAACGAACUGCCAUUCCCCAGCACUUACACUUUGGGCGUAUCUCUUUAUGAGUUGAACAAAACCUGAGGCCAUGGGUCGGAUUGGGGGGUAUGAUUGGGACAAGGAGCACAUGAUGAACUUUGGCCAUGCGAUUCCGACACCUUUUUUGCGUUUGCGUUGAGUUCACACCACUGAGCAUCUUGACCGCUCACGCAUAUUGGGACUUGAUAGAGGGCCAAGAAUACACAUUAGACAUAGGAUCACUGGGCAAAUGGUGACCUCAAAAUGAGCUGGGAGGGAGAGAGGAUGGGGGAGCCAUGAGAUAAUGAGGAUCCUUGGUUGUAUUUGCAUGCAUUUAAUUAGCAGCGGUACCCUUCCAUUCCGCUGGGCCAGGAUCAGACGACGCAUGGUUAGGGAAGAGUAAGAUACCUUAGAGAUUAGCAAGAUACCCUUUUGAUUUACAUCGCC
This is a messenger RNA of Neurospora crassa OR74A, 4284 nucleotides long. RefSeq names its product mucin. Gene Ontology annotation, biological process: regulation of cyclin-dependent protein serine/threonine kinase activity. Gene Ontology annotation, cellular component: cyclin-dependent protein kinase holoenzyme complex; nucleus. Gene Ontology annotation, molecular function: cyclin-dependent protein serine/threonine kinase regulator activity; protein kinase binding. The record is from RefSeq and is a predicted model, not a curated record. The transcript has a single exon. The coding region runs from base 1244 to 3601 and encodes 785 amino acids. NCBI's taxonomy places the organism in Eukaryota, Fungi, Ascomycota, Sordariomycetes, Sordariales, Sordariaceae.